CAACUGACUGCGGCCGCCAGCUCUUCAUUGCAGCGAGCCAAGCCUUUUAUGAUGUUGCCCAACCUGCUUGGCUCCGUCGUCAGGAAGCAGGAGAUCAUCGGCCUACUUCAUGCUAGUCGUGCAGCAUUCCUUCCACUCUUACCGACUCGAUUGUCUCCGUUCGGCAUCUGCUUCAAUGCGAGAUUCGAGAUGCUGUAA
Protopolystoma xenopodis is the source of this 198-nucleotide messenger RNA. NCBI's taxonomy places the organism in Eukaryota, Metazoa, Platyhelminthes, Monogenea, Polystomatidea, Polystomatidae. The record is from the annotation of a GenBank genome assembly.